AUGAAGGACAAGAGUAAGCUUCAGGAAAGGUGUAGAUUAAGGUUAGUUGGCAUCCCCGAGGAGAGGGGAAUUGCACUGGCGUUCGUGGCCACCAUAAGCGUGGCAGCGGCUGCUCCUGGUGGUUGCUGUGGAGGAGGUGGAAGCGCUCGCACCUUUUCAAGCGGCGGAGGCGGUGGAGGUGGACGCGGCGGAGGUGGUGGAGGUGGAUAUGGUGGAGGAGGUGGAGGCGGCUCCAGAGGCCCCAGCGUGGUCCGGGCUCAGCUGGUUGGUGUGGGUUCCUUGCCAAGCAGCGGCGGAGGCGGCGGUGGAGGCGCAGGUGGAUAUGGCGGCGGAGGUGGAGGUAGAGGAGGCUACGGUGGAGGCGGCGGUUGGACUUCAGAAGAAAGUUUCGGCACAAAAAGUACAGAUAAAGGGUACCUGGCAUCCCUUUAUACAUGGAGUAUAAAGGGAUCGCCGACUCGAGAUGCAGUCAGUGUGCAGAGGGAAAGAACUCAGAACAUGAAGAUUUACAUUGCACUGGCGUUCGUGGCCGCCAUGAGCGUGGUAGCUGCUGCUCCUGGUGGUUGCUGUGGUGGAGCUCGCACUUUUUCAAGCGGCGGAGGCGGUGGAGGUGGACGCGGCGGAGGUGGUGGAGGUGGAUAUGGUGGAGGAGGUGGAGGCGGCUCCAGAGGCCCCAGCGUGGUCCGGGCUCAGCUGGUUGGUGUGGGCUCUUUCUCAAGCAGCGGCGGAGGCGGCGGUGGAGGCGCAGGUGGAUACGGCAGCGGAGGUGGAGGAGGCUACGGCGGAGGCGGUGCCUUCUAUGACUUUCCAUACAAGAGGUUCUUAACUUGGAUCCCUGGACCCCAGUUUAAGAACUAUGCAACCCUCUCUCAAUCAACGGAUUACCAUUGA
This is a messenger RNA of Penaeus chinensis, 891 nucleotides long. Its product is annotated as glycine-rich cell wall structural protein 1-like. The transcript is spliced from 7 exons. The coding region runs from base 1 to 891 and encodes 296 amino acids. The record is from RefSeq and is a predicted model, not a curated record. Lineage: Eukaryota; Metazoa; Arthropoda; Malacostraca; Decapoda; Penaeidae.